AUGUCGAAAGCAACUUUGGCCGUCAUCGCGGCCGCCAGUGCAGCCACCGGCGCUGGAGUAACUGCCCUACUCUACUCCUCGAAGCCAUCCCAAUCUCAAUCCCAACAACAGCAUCUACCCCAGCAACAAGUGCCCCCUCCUCCUUCAAUCGCCGGCGAUGUCAAAGUUCCCACAGCCAUCCCAACACCACCUCUCGCCGCGAAAACCACCACCGGUCCCGUCAACCCGGCCGGCAUUCUGAAGUAUGGUUUCCCCGGCCCAAUCGCCGACGAACUUUCCACGCUCCCUCUCCACGGCGCCUAUGACCGUCGCACCCGUAACCCAGCCUGGGUCGCCGAGCAUAUUACCCCUCAGUCCCUGGCACAGAACAACGCAGACCGCAAGCACAGCACUUUCGCAGAGGAUACCUCCAUCCCGGCCAUUUUCCGCGCCAAACUGGCUGAUUACUUCCGCUCCGGCUAUGACCGCGGCCACCAGGUGCCCGCCGCAGACGCGAAAUGGUCGCAGGGCGCCAUGGACGAUACUUUUUACUUGAGCAACAUGUGCCCGCAGGUCGGCGAGGGUUUCAAUCGGGACUACUGGGCGCAUUUCGAGGACUUUUGCCGAAAGCUUGCCUCGCGGUACCCCUCCGUUCGGGUCGUAACGGGCCCGUUGUAUCUGCCCCAUCGUGAUCCGGAUGGAAAGUGGCGUGUGAACUAUGAGGUUAUCGGUAACCCGCCUAACGUGGCGGUGCCGACGCACUUCUACAAGGUGAUCUAUGCCGAGGAUGGGACCGAUUCGCCGACUAGCAAGGUUGCGCUCGGUGCGUUUGUGUUGCCUAAUGCGCGCAUCCCGAAUGAGAAGAGUCUCUCGGAGUUUGAGGUUCCCCUUGAGGCGGUUGAGCGGGCGUCCGGGUUGGAGUUUGCGGCCGCGCUGGAUCCUAGUCGCCGUCGUCGGUUGUGUCAGGAGAUCAAGUGUGACAUUGUUGUGCGGGAGUUCAACAAUGCCAAGAAACGGAGUUAG
This is a messenger RNA of Penicillium brasilianum, 1002 nucleotides long. NCBI's taxonomy places the organism in Eukaryota, Fungi, Ascomycota, Eurotiomycetes, Eurotiales, Aspergillaceae. The record is from the annotation of a GenBank genome assembly.